Messenger RNA from Naegleria fowleri, 2946 nucleotides. RefSeq lists its product as uncharacterized. The coding region runs from base 1 to 2946 and encodes 981 amino acids. NCBI's taxonomy places the organism in Eukaryota, Heterolobosea, Eutetramitea, Acrasida, Naegleriidae. The record is from RefSeq and is a predicted model, not a curated record. The transcript is spliced from 2 exons.
AUGUCUGCACAAGAUGUUUCCUCUUUACGAGUGAAACUUGAUCGUUUGAUGGAGGGAAAGAAACAUUCACAAUCUUCUUUAAAAGUUGUUGUGUUUUUAUAUCGGAAUCGAGAGAAUCAUGCUUUAUUGUUUCGAGAUGAAAAGGAGGAAGAACAAGUCCUAAGUAAGGCUUUCAACGGCUUGAAUGACAAUACGGUGCACCAUCCUCUUCCUUACCAUACUCUGCCCGAUGUACUGUAUAAAAGAUAUCAAGGAUUGAGACAAUAUGCAUCACGCCAUCCCGACAUGUUCUCAUCAACGGUUAAUUUAAGGAAAAAUUUCUCUCAAUUUUCAUAUCAAGUUGUGGAAUCUUCCACCAUCCCUAAAACCAUUGAUGAUCGAGGAAAUGAUGUAGUCGAUAUUUAUGAGGAAUAUUUGGAGGAUGAAGAUACAUGGAUUUCGGAUGAAAUAACCUUUCAUGAACAUGAACAAAAUCAACAAAUGAAUAAGUCUAUUGAAACUAAUUCUCUUCCUCUGUUGGAGGAUCCAAUUGUAAAGGAGUAUUCCGAAUUUUUAGACGAAGAUUUCAAUGUACCAACAUCUAUUGCAGAAGAAAAGAACACUAUUGAAUCCAAUAAUCAUAAAUAUGAGAACGAUGAGGAUGAGUUCUUGGAUGAAAAAGAAAUCAUUGCUUCUUUGGAAACAGAGAGUACGAAUAGCGGUGUUUCAACAAGGUUGACAACCAAAAAAGACGAAAAAAAUGUAAUAGCAAGUGAAGAGGAAGAAGGAUCAAGUGAAUUUCAAAUUUUCACAAUUUCUCCAGAAGAUUUUAACGGCAAUUUUGAUGAUGAUGACUAUGUGGACUUCGGAAAUGUGGCAAUGAGAAUGCAAGAAAACACUGAUAGUGCAAAUGAUAAUUUUGUGGAGCAACACACGGAGCAAAGCCAAAAUCGUGUGACGGCAGAGCUACCAUCGGAAUAUAAAUCGAGCGAGUCAAAUGCAAUAUCUGGCUCCACUCAAUCCAUCAUGAUGCCUACUGAUUCUUCUUCUCCCGAGAAUGAACAUCCAAUGGAAAUAUUGGAUUCACCAAAAGAUCAUUCCGAAAUUGCUUUCAUUACUGACGGUACUGCUGUAGCCAACAAUUUUAACGGAGUUGUUUUUGAUGAUACACAAAUAGAGGCAAAGAACGAAACAACAGAACAGCCAUCAAUAGAAAACACUCCAUUUAUUACUGACACAAGCUUGCUAAAUGAGAACAGCCAAGAAUGGACAGAUUUUCAGGAAGGUUAUCCAGAAAAUCAAGAAGAAAAUUUACUUUCCAGUUCAAACAGCCUUGUGGGAUUGGCUAUUAGAAAACAUAAAAAGCGAAGUAGCCGUAAAAAGAAGAUGUCUAUAAUUGAGAAUAAUAAGGAGGUUAAAACAAGUGAGCACACCGAUAGCAGCACCAUAAUCAACAAUGAGAAUGAUCUCGGAGGAAAUGAUGAAAAAGAAGUUGCACUUGACACUUUGGACGUUUCCUCAUCGAUUCAUCUCACAAACAAUGAAGAAGUGUCAGUUCAGCUAUCAUCUUUAGAAGAAUUUUUACAAGAGGAUGCAACAAUGAUUACUGAGCUAGCUGCCGUGAAAAGUUCAAACUUUAACACGGCACUUUUUUCUCAAACUCACCAACCAUAUUUAGAGACAUCUCCUGCAAGACAAAAUACAUCUCAGGACACCCCUACUGUACCAUAUGUCCAAAGAAAUGAAAAGCCUUCCUCAAAUGAGCGUCUUCUUGCAUAUCCAUCCGGGUGGGAAGAACCUUUCAAAUUUCUACACACCGAAAAACCUCUACUGGCUCACCCAUUGUUGGAUAAAUUAAGGAGAACGGUUAUUGACAUGAUUUCGACGGCGCUUACUCAAACGAACACAUCGCCCUCUCGAGAAAAUAUAACAACCAAUGCUAUGAUCGUCAUAGAUAGAACUUCAAGUUUUAUGAAACCAUUAAUACAUUCGAUAUAUGCCAUUUUGUUAAACAGACCCAAGAGCACUCUUUUCAAAGGAGAGCGAGAUUUGUGUGGAAUUUUUUCGAAAUUACCUUGUUUGAAAAAAGACAACGUCAUGCAAGAGUUUCUCUCAUUUAAGGAAGUUAGAAUAUUACAAGACCAGAAAAAACUCAAAGAAAGGGACUUGCUUCUAAUUGAAUAUUUACUUCAGAAGAAAAUGCUGGCAUAUUGUACCUUUGAAUUGGUGAGCACAUCCACACUCCUGUCAGAAUCUUACGAGGUCACCUCUCUUCUUCACGAUAACGAAUAUGCUAGACCAUUUUUUGCCUUAUUGAAUUUGCUAAAGAAGCAUGUCAUCUUUGAACUGAGAUUUGAAUUUGAUGAGGCUGCAAAAAACGCUGCUGAAGAUUAUGAACUGGUCACAACACUCCAACGGAAUACCAAAACACUAUUGCAUUACAUUGUGGAAGUUGGAAAGUCUGAGAAUUUAUCUGUGGAAAUUGUUACCGAUGAAUCCAAAAACCAUAACAUGGGAAGAGUAGUGAGAACUCUAAUCAUUCAUACUCUAAAAACCAUAUUGUCUGACAAACUUGUAUCAGAGACUAAAUGGUUGAGUAGUGGAAAUUUUGUGAGCCAUCCAUGGCAAUUGAUUGUUGUUUGCGCUCAAGGACCCUUAUCCAAAGUUGGAGUCAACUUGAAAACAGGCUAUUCUUUUCAGAAUAUUGUUCUUACCAUUGAUUCCCUCGUAAAGAGAAAGAACCAGACCAAAAUUCAACUCAUGGACGACAAAUUCUUCUCAUUUGUUAUCUAUUGUUUGAAUUAUCAAAUUCUUUUCGAGGCCAUGAAAUUUAUUUUCAAGAACAUUGUCAUAUUAGAGAAGCACUUUAUGCCACAAUCAGUCAUACUCAACAUUCAGGCACAAGAGAAGAUACUCUCGUGUUUGCAAUCACUCUCUAAAAUUCGGUUUACUUUGAAUUUUUAUUAA